This is a messenger RNA of Triticum aestivum (bread wheat), 597 nucleotides long. RefSeq names its product cilia- and flagella-associated protein 251-like. Lineage: Eukaryota; Viridiplantae; Streptophyta; Magnoliopsida; Poales; Poaceae. The record is from RefSeq and is a predicted model, not a curated record. The transcript has a single exon. The annotation marks the transcript as partial.
GAAGAAGAAGAAGAAGAAGAAGAAGAAGAAGAAGAAGAAGAAGAAGAAGAAGAAGAAGAAGAAGAAGAAGAAGAAGAAGAAGAAGAAGAAGAAGAAGAAGAAGAAGAAGAAGAAGAAGAAGAAGAAGAAGAAGAAGAAGAAGAAGAAGAAGAAGAAGAAGAAGAAGAAGAAGAAGAAGAAGAAGAAGAAGAAGAAGAAGAAGAAGAAGAAGAAGAAGAAGAAGAAGAAGAAGAAGAAGAAGAAGAAGAAGAAGAAGAAGAAGAAGAAGAAGAAGAAGAAGAAGAAGAAGAAGAAGAAGAAGAAGAAGAAGAAGAAGAAGAAGAAGAAGAAGAAGAAGAAGAAGAAGAAGAAGAAGAAGAAGAAGAAGAAGAAGAAGAAGAAGAAGAAGAAGAAGAAGAAGAAGAAGAAGAAGAAGAAGAAGAAGAAGAAGAAGAAGAAGAAGAAGAAGAAGAAGAAGAAGAAGAAGAAGAAGAAGAAGAAGAAGAAGAAGAAGAAGAAGAAGAAGAAGAAGAAGAAGAAGAAGAAGAAGAAGAAGAAGAAGAAGAAGAAGAAGAAGAAGAAGAAGAAGAAGAAGAAGAAGAAGAAGAAGAAGAAGAA